ACCUGACGGGUUGUGUAACGCAUGUCUUUCACGGGGCGUGAGGGAAAGCACUCGGUCUUGAGGGAAAGCCCUGACGGGCUGGGGCUUUGGCUGGGUCUGGAAAACGCCUUCCUCAGUCCCCGGACCCUCGGUGGACCCCCGUCCCAGUCGUUGCGGAGGGUAUUGGGCGCGGUCUCUGGGCGGAGGCCGCCCCUUCUGCUCUGCCCUUUCUCUCGGGCCCGAGCUCGCGGCGCCGCGGGGAGUCUAACCGAGGGGCUGCAGGGCCGGGGCGGGCGCGCCCAGCCCCGCGCCCCUCCUCCGCGGUGGUAGCCGGCCGCCGGGUCGCGGGCCCCUGUGCCUCGGCAAUCCUAGGGUUCCCGGCUGAGCGCCAGCAAGAUUAUCUGCAAUUAUGAAAUGAAAUAACUCAAGAUGAGCAAGUUAAAAGUGAUACCAGAGAAAAGCCUUACCAAUAAUUCUAGGAUCGUGGGACUCCUGGCUCAGCUGGAGAAGAUCAAUGCUGAACCUUCAGAAUCAGACACUGCCCGAUAUGUUACAUCAAAAAUUCUUCAUCUGGCUCAGAGUCAAGAAAAAACAAGGAGAGAAAUGACAGCCAAAGGUUCUACAGGAAUGGAAAUUCUGCUGUCAACAUUAGAGAACACAAAAGAUCUUCAAACUACACUUAAUAUCUUAAGCAUUCUUGUUGAGCUGGUGUCAGCUGGUGGAGGUAGAAGAGUGAGUUUCUUAGUCACCAAAGGUGGUUCUCAAAUACUGUUGCAGUUACUUAUGAAUGCCAGCAAAGAAUCUCCCCCACAUGAGGACUUAAUGGUACAGAUUCAUUCUAUUCUUGCAAAGAUUGGACCAAAAGAUAAAAAAUUUGGAGUAAAGGCUAGAAUUAAUGGGGCUCUGAAUAUAACCCUGAAUUUGGUCAAGCAGAAUUUGCAGAAUCAUCGCUUGGUUCUACCUUGCCUUCAGCUUUUACGAGUAUAUUCUGCCAACUCUGUGAAUUCAGUAUCCUUAGGGAAAAAUGGAGUUGUGGAACUGAUGUUUAAAAUCAUUGGACCAUUUAGUAAGAAGAAUUCCAGUCUUAUAAAGGUUGCUUUAGACACUCUUGCUGCAUUGCUAAAAUCAAAAACAAAUGCCAGGAGAGCAGUAGACAGAGGAUAUGUCCAAGUGCUUUUAACAAUUUAUGUAGAUUGGCACCGCCAUGAUAACCGGCAUAGAAACAUGCUCAUUCGGAAAGGAAUUUUACAGAGUUUAAAAAGUGUUACAAACAUCAAGUUGGGAAGAAAAGCAUUUAUUGAUGCCAAUGGGAUGAAAAUUCUGUAUAACACUUCACAAGUGAGUUAUUUUCUUCUUCUUAUCCUGAUUAUUCAGUUAUAUUGAUUGUGCCCUCCUGUGGAUGACGUAGUAGAUGAAAGUGAUGACAACGAUGAUAUUGAUGUAGAAGCUGAAAACGAAACUGAGAAUGAAGAUGACCUAGAUCAAAAUUUUAAGAAUGAUGAUAUUGAAACAGAUAUUAACAAACUAAAACCCCAGCAAGAACCGGGACGAACAAUAGAAGAUCUAAAAAUGUAUGAACACCUUUUCCCUGAGCUUGUUGAUGAUUUUCAGGACUAUGAUUUAAUCUCCAAAGAACCAAAGCCUUUUGUAUUUGAGGGAAAAGUACGUGGUCCUAUUGUUGUUCCUACGGCAGGAGAGGAAACAUCUGGGAAUUCUGGCAAUUUAAGAAAAGUUGUAAUGAAGGAAAACAUAUCUUCUAAAGAAGAUGAAGGUGAAAAGAAGUCUACCUUUAUGGAUCUAGCAAAAGAAGAUACUAAAGAUAAUGAUAGAACAUUACAACAGCAGCCAGGUGAUCAAAAUAGAACUAUUUCAUCAGUCCAUGGUUUAAACAAUGAUAUUGUAAAGGCCUUGGACCGAAUUACAUUGCAGAAUAUUCCUUCUCAAACAGCCCCAGGUUUUACUACAGAAGUGAAGAAGGACUGCAGUCUUCCUCUUACUGUCCUUACAUGUGCUAAAGCGUGUCCACACAUGGCUACUUGUGGAAAUGUUCUGUUUGAGGGAAGAACAGUUCAGCUAGGGAAGCUUUGCUGCACUGGAGUUGAAACUGAAGAUGAUGAAGAUACCGAGUCAAAUUCAUCAGUAGAACAAGCAUCGGUUGAAGUACCUGAUGGACCAACACUUCAUGACCCAGACCUCUAUAUUGAGAUUGUGAAAAAUACAAAAUCUGUCCCGGAAUAUUCAGAGGUGGCUUAUCCCGAUUAUUUUGGUCACGUUCCGCCUCCAUUCAAAGAGCCUAUUUUAGAAAGGCCUUACGGUGUGCAGAGGACAAAAAUUGCUCAAGAUAUUGAAAGGCUAAUACAUCAGAGUGAUAUCAUAGAUCGUGUGGUAUAUGACUUAGAUAACCCAAAUUACACCAUUCCAGAAGAGGGAGAUAUUUUGAAAUUUAACUCCAAAUUUGAAUCUGGGAAUCUGCGCAAAGUAAUUCAAAUUAGAAAAAAUGAAUAUGAUCUUAUUCUGAACUCAGAUAUAAACAGCAAUCAUUAUCAUCAGUGGUUUUACUUUGAAGUCAGUGGAAUGCGGCCAGGUGUUGCUUACAGGUUUAACAUCAUUAACUGUGAAAAGUCCAACAGUCAGUUUAAUUAUGGUAUGCAACCACUCAUGUAUUCGGUUCAGGAAGCAUUAAAUGCCAGACCAUGGUGGAUUCGUAUGGGGACUGACAUUUGUUACUAUAAAAAUCAUUUCUCGAGAAGUUCAGUUGCUGCAGGUGGGCAAAAGGGAAAAUCCUACUAUACAAUUACAUUUACUGUCAGUUUUCCACAUAAAGAUGAUGUUUGCUACUUUGCUUAUCACUAUCCAUAUACGUAUUCAACUUUACAGAUGCAUCUUCAAAAAUUGGAAUCAGCACACAAUCCUCAGCAAAUCUAUUUUCGGAAAGAUGUGUUAUGUGAAACCCUGUCCGGAAACAGCUGCCCCUUGGUGACUAUAACAGCAAUGCCAGAGUCUAAUUAUUAUGAACAUAUCUGUCAUUUCAGAAAUCGCCCUUACGUUUUCUUGUCUGCUCGGGUACAUCCUGGAGAAACUAAUGCAAGUUGGGUUAUGAAAGGAACGUUGGAAUAUCUCAUGAGCAAUAACCCCACUGCUCAGAGCUUACGAGAAUCUUAUAUUUUUAAAAUUGUCCCUAUGUUAAAUCCAGAUGGUGUCAUCAAUGGAAAUCAUCGCUGUUCUUUAAGUGGAGAGGAUUUGAAUAGGCAGUGGCAAAGUCCAAAUCCGGAUUUACAUCCUACAAUUUACCAUGCUAAGGGGCUGCUGCAAUACUUGGCUGCAGUGAAGCGUUUACCCUUGGUUUAUUGUGAUUAUCAUGGCCAUUCCCGAAAGAAGAACGUAUUUAUGUAUGGUUGCAGCAUCAAAGAGACAGUGUGGCAUACCAAUGAUAAUGCAACUUCAUGUGAUGUUGUGGAAGAUACGGGAUACAGGACAUUGCCUAAGAUACUGAGCCAUAUUGCCCCAGCAUUUUGCAUGAGCAGCUGUAGCUUCGUAGUGGAAAAAUCUAAAGAAUCCACAGCACGCGUUGUAGUUUGGAGGGAAAUAGGAGUACAAAGAAGUUAUACCAUGGAGAGUACUUUAUGUGGCUGUGAUCAGGGAAAAUACAAGGGUUUACAGAUUGGUACCCGAGAACUGGAAGAGAUGGGAGCAAAAUUUUGUGUUGGUCUUUUACGUUUGAAAAGACUGACCUCUCCACUGGAGUAUAAUCUGCCUUCCAGCCUGCUUGACUUUGAAAAUGAUUUAAUUGAAUCAAGCUGCAAAGUAACUAGCCCUACCACUUACGUUUUGGAUGAAGAUGAACCUCGAUUCCUUGAAGAAGUUGAUUACAGUGCAGAAAGUAAUGAUGAGUUAGAUAUUGAGUUGGCUGAAAAUGUAGGAGAUUAUGAACCUUCUGCUCAAGAAGAAGUGCUUUCUGACUCUGAAUUAUCAAGAACAUACCUACCUUGAGCCCGCUGCCAUCUCCUGUUAACCGCAAAGAAGAAAUGGAAUAUCUUGGUUUUUAUUUCACAGGAAACUUGAGAGAAAUGAGUUUAUACAGAGCUGACUCAAAAAGACAAAAAGUAACUUGGGCCAGUUUGGUUUCAAGACAAUAAAUAUGUUAUUAAUUAAUGAUGAAAUUGGCACUUGUUUUAUUUUAGAUAUUCAGUGCACUUUAUGUAGCAUUGAAUGAUCAAAUAUUGGAUUUACCUUUAAAAAAACCUGAGUAUCAUUGCAUGAAUUUUUAUCUCCCUAUGGUUAUAUCCUGCAUCAAAUGGAUAAUUUUGAAGUGUGUUCAGAAUAUAAAAUUGAAAUUUUAGAGUUGUUGAAAAUCCUGAGUUGUUGAAAGCUAAUAUAUAUGUACAUGGAUUUCUAUAGAUGUGUUUGUUUAGAAGUGGGUAGAUAUUGAAGAUAAGACUGUUCUUCAGAAUCAUGUUAACUAUUGGGUUGUGACUGAAGUAAUCCAGGGUUUGCCUUGAAACCAUUACAUUCUACAUUUACCAAAUUAAACAAAUAAAACUGUAUUAAAUGUUGCA
Messenger RNA from Mandrillus leucophaeus (drill), 4535 nucleotides. It is a transcript of the gene AGTPBP1, whose product is annotated as ATP/GTP binding protein 1. Lineage: Eukaryota; Metazoa; Chordata; Mammalia; Primates; Cercopithecidae. Gene Ontology annotation, biological process: C-terminal protein deglutamylation; protein side chain deglutamylation; proteolysis. Gene Ontology annotation, molecular function: metallocarboxypeptidase activity; zinc ion binding. The record is from RefSeq and is a predicted model, not a curated record. The transcript has 26 exons.